This is a messenger RNA of Nilaparvata lugens (brown planthopper), 764 nucleotides long. RefSeq lists its product as uncharacterized. The transcript is spliced from 5 exons. NCBI's taxonomy places the organism in Eukaryota, Metazoa, Arthropoda, Insecta, Hemiptera, Delphacidae. The record is from RefSeq and is a predicted model, not a curated record. The annotation marks the transcript as partial.
GUGAACAUCCUUACGCACAAGUUCAUGCCAAUGGAGUAGCAGGUGGAUCCACUGCAAAGCACAACAACUCUGCUGUACCAUCAGCAUCAUCACAACCGCCGGAGCACAGUGUUAGCAGUCCAACAGCACCGCCGCGCAUGCGCAAAUCACUUGCGCUGUCAGACAGCAGUUCACGUGACUCUCUGCCGCCUCCGCACGACUCGAUUCCAGCCGCCUCCGCUAUAGCGGGCAGCAUCGCCGCCAGCCAGGAACUGCCCUAUAUGACGCCGCCCCUCGUUCUCUCUGCCGCCUCCACGGCAGCCCCCUCCGCUUCUAACCAGCAGCACUUUAGUGGCGAUUCGCAGGAUUCCAGCAAAGGCUACACAAGCAUCAGUGUUCGAGAGCCUUUGUCGACGAUUCUUGGUGAGAGGAGUCGAUCUCAGCGACAGGAUUUGAUCGAUUCACACUACAUGACUGUGUCUGAUGACUCAGACGAAAUGUACGCGGCAAUCGAAGAGCCAGGCCAGGCUGUGUACACGAGUGGGAGUGAGACGUACGCGCGCAUCCGUCCCAACCCUCUCCCUCAGACGAGGCCUCCUCCCGCUCCCGUUCCCCCCGAAGACAGAGACAGAGAGCUGGAGAGGCCUCCCUCGCAGCAAGCCAGGCGGAUGUCGCAUUCCCGGCAAGCAUCAUCAUCUUCAUCAGCCAGUUCGGGGGGCAUGAGCCCCAACUCGCCCAAGCCCGAAAAGCGGCAAGCCCACUCCCCCUUCCGCGCCACCCCCUGA